Molecule: messenger RNA, 2848 nt
Organism: Haliotis rufescens (red abalone)
Lineage: Eukaryota; Metazoa; Mollusca; Gastropoda; Lepetellida; Haliotidae
Product: cytochrome P450 3A29-like
Exons: 14
Coding region: 170-1690 (506 amino acids)
Molecular function (GO): oxidoreductase activity, acting on paired donors, with incorporation or reduction of molecular oxygen; heme binding; iron ion binding
Source: RefSeq, a predicted model, not a curated record
AAAGACCCACGUUCGGCCAAAUCGAGAAUAAUGCAAAGCUCUAUACCAGUGGAAGCCCGCCGCUCUCCCGGUUAUAUAACUGCCUACACUGAUCUUGCUUACACAGUAAAUAGGACACACGUCCCUGGAUGUGUUAGGCGCAUUUCGCUCCUUUACUCGUCACAUCAACAUGGAGAUCUUGGGGCUGGUGGACGUCCCGUUGUAUGUCCUUCUGGCCGUGACGGCGGUUGUGCUCACCUAUAUAUUUGGAACAUGGAACCACAAUUACUUCAAGAAGCGGGGUAUUCCAGGGCCAGCACCAUACCCUUUUGUUGGGAACAGCACUGACGCUGGUUUCAUGCAUGAUUUAUACGCCUGGAGCCAGCAAUAUGGAAGUAUAUAUGGGAUCUUCGUGGGAAGAAAACCCGCCUUGGUUAUCACCGACCUUGAAAUUCUGAAAGAGGUUCUCGUCAAGCAUUUUGACAAUUUUAGAAACCGGAUGAACAUUCCAUUGCCCUACCCGUUAAGUUUAGCGUUGUUCGUAUUGGAGGAUGAUGCCUGGAAGAGAGUGAGAAAUACCAUGACCCCCACCUUCACUGGCGUCAAACUGAGGCGGAUGUGCGUAGCCAUCAGCGAUUGUUCAAGGACCCUUACCAGGAACUUCUCUAAAGUCAUGGGGAAAAACGAUGGUGUGAAUAUGAAAGCAUACUUUGGAGCUUACUCAAUGGACGUGAUUGCACAAACUGCUUUUGGAAUUAAGGUCGAUUCUCAAAAUGAUUUCAACAACCCCUUUGUCGGUCACGCUAAGAUGCUGUUCCAACCAACAAAACUGAGACUAGCAUGCGCAGCAAUUACAAAUGCCGUUCCAGUUCUUGAACAAGUCUUCGUGAAUCUUGACUUGGGAAUCUUUCCACGAAAAGUUAUUACCUUCUUCGAAACAAUCACCGCAGAUAUGAUGAACCAGCGGCGGCAUGACAAAACACACCAGCAAGAGCCAAGAACAGACUUCCUGCAACUCAUGAUGGACGCUUCGGUAGAGGAGGGGGGCGGAAACAACAACGCUAAUGGACAAACAGUCAAACAUUCAGUCAGACAUCUAUCGACGGAAGAAAUAGUGGCUCAGUGCAUACUGUUCUUCAAUGCUGGUUACGAAACAACCGGCACUACCCUUACCUUCAUAGCCUACAACCUGGCCAGGUACCCGGAUGUACAGGAGAAGGCGUACAAUGAAAUCAAAGAAAUAUUGGGAAAUGAGGAACCAAACUACGACAACAUUGGGAAACUGAAGUAUCUGGACAACAUCAUCACUGAGACACUCAGACUCUACCCACCUGCUAUUGCGCUUAACCGAGUUGUUUCCGAGACCAUUCAGAUCAAGGGUCUGACACUUUCUAAGGGUCAAACUAUCUUUAUUCCUGUGAUGGCUAUACACAGAAACCCUCAGCUCUACAAUGAUCCUGAUUCAUUCAAGCCAGAAAGGUAUGAAGAACAAGCCAAAACUAUUUCCUUCCAAGCAUUCGGAUUUGGCCCCAGGAUCUGUAUUGGGAUGCGGCUGGCGCUGGUUGAGGUUAAAGUAGCCUUGGUUAAUGUGCUAAGGAAUGUGAAGUUUGAACGCAUGCCCGGCACACCGGAUGUGUUGACGUUUACUCGGAAUCCAAACAUUCUUCAAGCCAAACAGGACAUCACGUUGAAAUUGUCUCCAAGAUGUUGAAGGCCGCGGACAAGUACCGACAGUUCACAGAAUGUGUUGAAAUAUAUUUACAUGUUAUUUACAUAUUAAUACCAACAAAAACAUUGAGAAGCAAUGCCAUAAUAUAUAUGACACAGUUUUGUGCGAAGCGGUUUCUUGGUGAGAUGACAGAUAGUAUAGCAAUGCUAAAAUAUAGCUGUGAAAAGUAUUUCAGAAAUAUUACCACGUUUCAACAUGUUAUGGCCAAAAUCUCGAAGUGAUGCAGCCCUCAGAUGUGAAUUGCGGUACCUAAGGCAUCUUCCCGAGGCAGGUGAGUUAACUGACUUUGAAAGUCCAGUUUCCACCCUUGCCUAACUAGGCUGCAAUUAUGGAGUUAUAUUUUGGCUGGACUAACGAGUCUAUGCAUAGUCCAAUCAAAAUCGCCUAAUGAAAUUGACAUCCGGUUCGUCAACUGCCGUGCAGAUUUCGGUCGAUUGUAGUAUUUGCAAAGCCUGUGUACCUCCAAUACGGUGUCAACAGAUAUUUUCCAAAUGUUUUCAUGUAUCAAAUCAAGGUGCUUACGUGAUUGGAUGCACUUCGCGAAAGGAAAUAAGACCCUUUAUAAAUAAAACCCUCGAUAUUGAUUAUCGAUCAGAUCGUCUCGACUGGGCCCCGCCAUUUUGUUACAAGCAAGUGGAAUCUGAUUGGUCAAUAGGAUGGACAUAGAAAGGACAUAACCCGUAAUAGUCAUUGGUAGCGCUUCGAUCGAACCCAGAAUUUCCAGCCUUGUUCGGCAAGGACUUUUACAGUUAAUUAACUCCCUUGCCUCGGGAAGAUGGGCCUAAGGCAACUCGGCAACCCGUGACCCCAUAAUUGGUCAACGCGUGCUUUAAGUGUACACAUGUCAGAUCCUUUUCUGGUUCCAAGAAUAUUUUUUUUAUAUCUCGUAAAAACUUGUGAAUAGAUUUUGAUAACAGGUAGAGUAAUAUUGUGCAAAACCGUAAAGAAUAUAUUACGUUUUUCACCAAUCAAGUAUCAAUAUAGUUGUCAAUAUUCGUUAUGUAAUAUAUAUAAACUGUUAUUCAUACAAAAUUGCUUCUAAUCAGUCUAAUUUUCUUUGUUCGCGUGCUUUUAGUGCUUUUCAAAUGCUAUGUAUAUGUCUGUAUUAAAAUACGCUGAAUAAACUCAAUUAUGAACGCA